CUGGGGGCGGAGCGGGGCCGGGCCGGAGGCAGUGCGGGAGGCAGUGCGGGAGGCAGUGCGGGAGGCAGUGCGGGGCCGGGGCUCGGGGCCGCCAUGCCGUUCGUGGAGCUGGAGACCAGCCUGCCGGCCGGCCGGCUGCCCCCGGGGCUGGCCCAGGGCCUGUGCGCCGCUGCCGCCGACAUCUUGGGCAAACCGGCGGAGCGGGUGAACGUGACGGUGCGGAGCGGGCUGCCCAUGGUGGUGUCGGGCUCGGCCGAGCCCUGUGCCCAGCUUCACGUCUCCUCCAUCGGCGUGGUGGGCACGGCGGAGCAGAACCAGCGGCACAGCGCCCGCUUCUUCGACUUCCUGACGGCGCAGCUUGGCCUCGGCCCCGAGCGGAUUGUCAUCCGCUUUUACCCGCUGGAGCCUUGGCAGAUUGGCAAGAACAGAACAGUCAUGACGUUCCUGUGACCCCUGUGAUGCCAGCUGGAACAAAGCAAUGAUGAAGACAACCUAGAGAUGACCAGUUCUGGCUGCUUGUUUCUUCUUAUGAUCAUAUCUCUGUAGCUCUGUACCCUCACCUGUAUGAUUCACUUUUGUCUUUCCAUCCCCUGCACACAAAGCCAAAGAGUGGGGCAAUCGGCUGUACUGAUUUCAUUAAAAUACUUUUAAGGUCUGUGUCUCACUCCCAUGUUGUAGCCCAAAGCCUCUCCUGGUGCCUGUGGCUAAGCCACUGCAGGUUGGUGAUGGCCAUAUGUGGGCUGUGAAACUGCUCUCUUGUAGCAGCAGAAACUUAAUUCCAGAACACGUUUGGCUUUUCUGAGGACCAGAGAGGUUCUUGGGUUCAUCCAGAUUUCCUCCUACUUUGCAAGGCAGGAAGAUCCUUAUUUCUGUUUCUCUGUGGCAGCAGAAGAGUCACAGGCUGGCCAAGAAGAACAAGGAGUCCAAUACUCUUUUCAGGCUCCUCAAAAGCUCUUUCUGGAAAGAGAUGGGAUUACUGGGAGAGAAGUUUAUACAUUUAUAUAACUAUUUAAGGCUCAUGUCAGAUCUUGUGCUCUGUGCUCUGCCACUGCUGCUCUUACAAAGUUGUAUUUGUCCACAAGCUUUCCAUGGCUGAACGUUCAGGUGCCAGUGGCAGCGUGUAGGGGAGGGAGUUGCUUGUGGAGGAUUGCACUGUGCCAAGGGGAAAUAUUUUGAAGGUUCUGCUACUGCCAGCUUCAAUUCCUGUUGUCCUCCUAGCUGCUAAAAAUCGUUUUCCUUACCCCACUGUUACAGAGGUUUUUGGGUUGAUACAGCAUCUCACUGUGUUCUGUGGAUGGUGUUUUCAGCUCACUGUUCCUGCAGGGAAUUUUUUGGGGUUUUUAGGGCCCAUAUUCUCUCUCAGUCUAUAACUGGAAUACACAUGGCAUUUUGUUUUCCCACUUUGUUACUUGGUCUGGUCAUAGUCAGGGAGCUCUGAGGAUCUGAGAGCAUGCCCUUGUGACAUGGAAGUCCAUGGGAAUGCAAGGCUGGAGGGUGCUUCUGCUCUCGUUUUAGUUGUAUUUGUUUAUGAGUUGAGGUUUCAAGAUAGUUGAAAUGUUCCUUCUAAUUAUCCUUUGAAGUUGGUCGUUCCCUAUUCAGCAUAAUUGUCUUCUGUGUUUACAAAAUCUGUCAGAAAUACAAUACUGAACACAAAUCUGUGUGUCAGUCUAGAGGGGCUACACCUCAUCUGGUUAAUAAAAUGUUUCAAAGCC
This is a messenger RNA of Apus apus (common swift), 1712 nucleotides long. It is a transcript of the gene DDT, whose product is annotated as D-dopachrome tautomerase. The coding region runs from base 94 to 450 and encodes 118 amino acids. NCBI's taxonomy places the organism in Eukaryota, Metazoa, Chordata, Aves, Apodiformes, Apodidae. Gene Ontology annotation, molecular function: phenylpyruvate tautomerase activity. The transcript is spliced from 3 exons. The record is from RefSeq and is a predicted model, not a curated record.